Molecule: messenger RNA, 4532 nt
Organism: Strigops habroptila (Kakapo)
Lineage: Eukaryota; Metazoa; Chordata; Aves; Psittaciformes; Psittacidae
Gene: ALG13
Product: ALG13 UDP-N-acetylglucosaminyltransferase subunit
Exons: 28
Coding region: 96-3566 (1156 amino acids)
Biological process (GO): dolichol-linked oligosaccharide biosynthetic process
Molecular function (GO): hexosyltransferase activity
Source: RefSeq, a predicted model, not a curated record
GCCAUUUUGGGGAGCACGGCGCCGAGCGGGCGGUGCGCGGCGCCCUCUGGCGGCUCCCCGCGCGCAGAUCCGCUCCGAGCGGGCGGCCGCCGGCCAUGAAGUCCGUUUUCGUCACCGUGGGUACCACCAGCUUCGACGACCUCAUCGCCACCGUCUGCUCCCCGGCGGCGCUGCAGGUGCUGCAGAGCCGCGGCUGCGAGAAGCUGGUGCUGCAGGUGGGGCGGGGCGCGCUGGACCCGGCGCUGCUGGGCAGCCCGGACGCGGCUGUGGAAGUGGAAGCUUUCCGCUACAAGGAGUCGCUGGCUGAGGACCUGCGGAGGGCGGACCUGGUCAUCAGCCACGCAGGUGCAGGUAGCUGUCUGGAGACUCUAGAAAAAGGAAAACCACUAAUUGUAGUAAUAAAUGAAAAGCUGAUGAACAACCACCAGCUUGAACUGGCGAAACAGCUCCACAAAGAUGGGCAUGUCCUCUACUGCAACUGCAGCACUCUUGUGGAGACACUGCAGUCGAUGGAGUUAUCAACUUUGAAACCUUUUCCUCCUGGACAGCCAGAAAAGUUUGCUUUGUUCUUGGAUCAAGUUUUUGGGGUUCAAUGGGGGAGUUCUCGGGCAGAGGGAGCCGGGUCGGGCUGUGCUCGGGGCCGUGCUCCGCGGCCGGCGGGCAGUGAGGGGGAUGCUGGGGCCGGGCCGGGCGCAGGUGGGCGCGUUGUGCGGCGGCCCCUCAUUAGCAGCAGCCGCGCGGGCAGGCGCCACGCGCCGCGCAGCGCCCCGCGCGGAGCCCCCGCGUGCCGUUGCCGCCUCGGCCGUUGCCGCCUCAGCCGCUGUUGCCGCCGCUGCCACCCGGCGACGAUGCAGAAGGGCUGGAAGAAGUACUUCGGACAGAAGUCCUUCAGCGAGGUGGCCAUGGACAAGUACCUAGGCAGCCUGGGGCUGUACCGCAAGAUGACGGCUAAGGACGCCUCCUGCCUCUUCCGAGCCGUCUCGGAGCAGCUGUUUUUAUCUCAAAUUCACCACCUAGAAGUUAGGAAAGCUUGUGUUUCAUUUAUGAGGCAGCACCAGCCUAACUUUGAAUCUUAUGUGGAAGGAUCAUUUGAGAAAUACCUUGAACGACUGGGAGAUCCAAAGGAAAGUGCUGGCCAGUUGGAAAUGAGUGCCUUAUCAGUCAUGUACAAGCGAGACUUUAUUCUGUACCGGUACCCUGGAAAGCCACCCGUUCAUGCUACAAACAAUGGCUUUGAAGACAAGGUUUUACUGUGUUGUUCAGGCAAUGGCCAUUACGACUCUGUGUAUACAAAACAGUUCCAGGAAAAGGCUGCUAUUUGCCAGGCUGUAUUAUAUGAGAUCCUGUACAAAGAUGUGUUUGGCAUGGAUGAGGAAGAAUUAAAGUCUGCAGUGGAGAUGUUUCGAAGUGGAUCCAAGAAGAACAGAAACAAUGUCUCUGUGGCAAGUGAAGAUGCAAACUUUAAUUGUCUUCAUGAAAAAGUAUCUGGAAAUCCAUCAGAAAAGAGACUGAACGACUGGGAAGGCAAUGAGAUUGACAGUCCACAGGAAGAUAAGUUCAAACAAGGCAUUGAAGAAGAAAAGCAUCCAGAAAAUCCAUCAAAGAUGCCUGUUCCUUAUAAAGUGCUAAAGGCUCUGGACCCUGGGAUCUAUCGAAAUGUGGAGUUUGAUGUUUGGCUGGACAGCAGAAAAGAGCUUCAAAAAACUGACUACAUGGUGUUUGCUGGGAGACAGUACUAUUUAGGAGACAAGUGUCAGGUACGUCUGGAGCCUGGAGGUAAGUAUUACAAUGCUCAUAUCCAGGAAGUCGGACAGGAUGGCAACACCUUGACUGUGUUCGUUGAGGAGCUGGCAGAAAAGCAUGCAGUUCCUUUGGCAAACUUGAAACCGGUGACACAAGUGGCACCUGUCCUUGCUUGGAAUAUGGUUUCCACCAGAAAAGGAGGAACCUAUCAGAAAAUAGCAGGUGGAUACUUCUCAGGAAUAGAAAUGGAUGUGAAGACACGGAAGAGAAUGUCUAAGAAAAUUCGUGGAAAGGAAGUUUUUAUGACUGUAUCUUACAGCAGGGGUCAGGCAGUUCUUCCACCCCGGCUACAGCACGGUGUUCCUUCGGGGCACUCUACUCCACUUCAUUGCUCACAGGGUGGUGGAAACAUGCCACCUUAUGAACCCUAUCAUCCUCAGAAUGCUCCUCAGAGACAUAACCGUGGAUUUGGGAUGUCAAGGGGAUCUGCCCGAUUUAUAAACAGGCACAACAUGGUUGGCCCUCACAUAGCAUUCUACCCCAGUCCAGGAAAGAGAUGCUAUCAGAGCUAUGACAAUUUCUGCUGCAGGUCCUGCUCAUACAGCCGUAGCUGCCGUCAGAUGCAGUGUGUGAAUAAGGAGUGUCAGUAUGGGUUUGUACCAGGGAGUGGAGAGGAGCCUCAAGGACCAGAAGAAACUAUAACUUUCUAUGAAAUAGAAGGAGAGGAUGACACUGCUUUUCCUCCUUUACCAAACCAGGGUAGCCCUGCUCCCAUUAUCCAUGGUACAGCAGGAUUCUGGGUAGCAAGGAGAGGCCCAAACUCAGAUGUGCCUAACAAGCAGAUCCUGAAUUCCUGUGAGGAGGAAGAAACAAAUGAAAAUGGGAAAUUCCAUGAGGAAUAUAUCUGUUCACCUCCAGAUCCUGACUGUGACACUGCAACAGUAUUUAGUUCAGCAGAGCCUACGGAAAACUUGGAAGAAGGGGCAGUCUCUGUGUCACCUCAAGAUGGAGUGGCCUCCUACAGCUGUCCCCAGAAGGUGAUGGUGAAUUCUGCAGCUAUCUCAACCUCUACAACUGUUUAUGCUGCUCCAGCUACAGGCUUCUCCUCAAAUUCUGCUGCCUCCACUUCAGCCAGUGCCACAACAGCAGUUCCCCCACAAACAGCAGUCCAGCCGGUCAUGGUAUCUCCCCCUUCUAUAGGGAGGCCAGCAGUUUCUUUGGUGCCAUUGCCAAUUUAUUCAGCCCCUCUUCCUCCAGUCAGUGAGGUGGGAGAAGCUGGUGCCGUUCUUCCACCUUACUCUUGUGAUCCCAAUGGCAGUGAUCUGCCUCGAGAUACAAAGGUCUUGCGGUACUAUUUUAAUCUGGGAUUGCAAUACUACCAUCAGAGCUAUUGGCCUCCCAUGAUGUAUGUAGAGCCAGUGCUGCCCCCAUCACCUAUGGAAGUUUAUCCAGCAUAUACUGAGCCAGCUCCUGUGCUAGAUCAGUCAGUACAUCAGCUCUACACUGAUGCUGGGCGAACUGAAAUCCACCAGGUUCCCUUGGAAGCACCUGCAAACGGUAACUUUCAAAAUGGAGAGGCUCCAGCCCUGCCCUACGGGUCAGUGUAUUACCCAGUUGUGUCAGACCCCUUCAGCCAGCAGUCCCUUCCUGGGUUUGAUUCUUUAGUACCUGCCUAUCGCUAUGUUAGUACCUGGCAUCCAGCAAAUCCACCCUAUGGAAAUUCUCCACAGAUUGCUAAUGCUGCGAGUUCUGCACCACUGCAGCAAGUCAGCUAUAUUGCCUCACCUAACCCUGCACCUCAUGACGUGCCUCAAGCAAUGUAAACCAGGGAGCUAUAAACUCACUUCUUGCCCUUGGUUUCUUUGGUUGUCAAAUAUGUUAAUAUUGUUUUGUAAAUCUCACCUUGUCUUAGUGGGCUGGGUCAGUCGAUUAAACUACACUCAAAUUUCAUGUCUCUCUUUAGAUUUAUGCUGGUGAUAUAUGACUUGAUAAGAUGUUUUGGUGGAUUAUGUAGGAAAGCAUAGGAAAAGAGUGUACAGAAAUGAUAGUGCAGGGAACACAAAGCUUGAGUUUGACUAUAUAAAGUAUGUAUAAUAACCUGUGCUAUCACUGAAUGAAUGUUGUACCUCUGAGGGGUUGCACUGGAACACUUAGAGACCUGGUUCUUGUUUAGUCACUGAAAUAGGCUGCAGUUACAACUGCAGUCAAAAAUUGGGCACAGGGUCAUUAGAGGACAAAAAUGUUUGAAAGAGGUUGGCUUUCUCAGAUUCAGCAAAUCAGUGCUGCUUUGCCACUAGUGGUCACACAUUUGUAAUAGCUGUAUUCUGUCUAAUUUUGUUCUGUAUAGGUUUCAUGACUCAUGACUCUUGAAAAUGUAAGAAUACUGUUUGAAUUUUUGGAUAUUGCUCUAUGUUUGUAAGAUUUGGUUUUUGGAAGCUGUUGCACAAAUGGUGGUAGUCUUGGUGUUUGCACUGAUAGCACAAAAGCAUUGAACACAUGAAAAUGAGUGGUCAUUAGAGGAUGAAAAUGUUUGAAAGAGGUUGGCUUUCUCAGAUUCAGCAAAUCAAUGCUGCUUUGCCACUAGUGGUCGCAUAUUUGUAAUGGCUGUAUUUUGUCUCAUUUUGUUCUGUACAGGUUUCAUGAUUCUUGAAAGUGUACAAAUACUGUUUGAAUCUGUUGGAUAUUGCUCUAUGUUUGUAAGAUUUGUUUUGUGGAAGCUGUUGCACAAAUGGUGGUAGUCUUGGUGUUUAUUUUGCACUGAUAGCACAAAAUAAAAGCAUUGAACAUAU